AAUGAGAAACUGGCAUUGGCCUCCACAACCUUUACAAAGAGGCUUCCGUUCCAUUUUCUAUCUAUCUCCUCAGCAGAAGACAUUCACAAAAUUUUAUGAUGUCAACACUCUGUAUAUUUUGUGGGGGUGAGGAGAGACAAUCAAGCAAUAAUUCCCGCAUUUGGCGAUUCCUUUCUUUCUACAAUUCCAAAUUUCCUCAUUUCACACACUCUCUCUCCCCCUCGCUCUCCUACACAACAAACAAACAAACAAAAACUAGAAACGUUUAAAAGCAACAAAACCUUCGAAACUAACUUCUUCACUCCCCUUUUAAAAUCUAGAAAGAGAAAAAUUGUUUAUAAGAAUAAAGCCAUGCGCCUUUCUAUUUUGACUUUGAAGAAUUCAAAUUUCUUCUUUCAUUCUUCCUUUCCUUUCCAUCGUUCCAUCCAUAAUCUCCCUUUCUUUUCUUCUAUCCAAUCAUUUCAUUCAUUUUUGAAAACCCCCAGAUAUCUAAAUCCAAAACAAAAAAAAAUCAUCCUUCCCCCGUUAAAUUUACCUUCUUUCUCCGUAACAGAAUUACAUUCCUUUUCCAGUCUCCAGCAUUCCUUCAAGGUUCCAAACUUUUGGUUUAUUAAGGGGAUCAUACCUUAAUUUCCAUCCUUACAAGUCUUUCUUUGAUUAAACCUGGGUUUGUUUUCUUAAUCAUCAAUUAAUAAACCCCAUCUAGGAAGUUUCUUGUUUCUUGAUGUUUUUUCAUGUUGUUUAACGUGUUUUGAUGAAGCUUGUCUUUUGCAGUUUUUCCUUAUUUAUGAUAUAGAUAAAUGCAGGUGAUGAUCUAUUAUUACUAUUACUAUUCUUCUUCUGCUCUGUCACAAACUAGAAACUGAAAAGAAGCUUCUUUCUGAUUCUCUCUUCAACUUUAAGCAAUUUCUUAAUCAUUUAAUCUCUUCAUAAUCCUCCUUUUCUUUUUCUUUUUCUUUUUAAUUUUAUCAUCAGAAUCUCUACCAAAUAGACCUUCCAAUCCAAUUCAUCCUCCAGAUAGGGGGAUGUUUGUUUUACUAGUUCUCUUGUCAUUUAUUUUUUGACUUUUGCUUGUUUUGAAAUUCAAUUGAUUUGAAUUGUGAAAAGAAGGAAUGGGUUGCGCAAGUUCUAAACAAAAGCGAUGCAAGCAUUGCCAGACACCGUAUUCACCGGUGCCUCGAAGCUAUUCCAUGCAUGUUGUUCAUCCACCACGACAAAAAGGCGAUAGCUACCAUGUGGUGGCACUCACCUCCGCCACAUUAGGUACACUCGCGCUUGAUUCUGCGAAUCAGAAUCAGAAUGGGACUGUUGAUGUUGCUGUGAAAGGCGAUGAUCAAAGGAAGAAUGUUAGUGAUUUUGACGGAUCAAAUGGGUUCGUGAAGGAUAGUAAAGAAUUGAAUAGCAAGGAGGAGUUUUCGAUGGGACUCAUUGAGGCCAAGACUUGGUCUAGUAUGAUCCAAGAAAAAAUCCCAGAAGUUGUUCCAAGGACUCCAAUUAUGACAUCACCUGGAGAGCCAGAAACUAUCAAUACUUGGGAAUUGAUGGCAGGGCUUGAAGAUAUGAUGACUCCUCCUCAUUUGUCUCAUCGGUUUCGCAGUUUCUCUUUUGAUGUUUCUCGUGAUCCAAGAUCAAUACCUGAUAGUCCCAAAAUGAAUUUGCAGCCGAAUGGCACAUUGUCUCCCGAUAAUAACACGCCUGGGUGGCUUCAAGUUGCAGAUGAGGAUGCUAAUUCCAAGUGUCCGGAAUUCGAUCCUGAAGUCAUCUCUACGUUUAGAAAAUCAUUGGAAGAGCUCUCUCCUACACAUUCAUUUUACAUUAAGCCAUUAGAUAGCGAGAAACGGCCUCAUUUUGCAAGUGAUGAUUCGUCAUUGCUUGUGAAUGAUGUUGUAAAGGUAAAUUUUGUUGCAAAAGAUUGUGAGCGCAGUAAGGAUAAGUUAGUUGUUUAUUUUACAAGCUUGCGAGGGGUGCGCAAAACAUACGAGGCUUGUUGCCAUGUGAGGUUGAUAUUAAAAAGCUUAGGAGUUCGCGUUGAUGAACGAGAUGUAUCAAUGCAUUCAGGGUUCAAGGAGGAGUUGAGAGAGCUAAUGGGAGAAGGGUUUAGUGGGGGAGGGUUACCAAGAGUGUUUAUUGGGGGAAAAUACGUUGGCGGAGCAGAGGAAAUUCGGCGAAUGCACGAGGAAGGACAAUUAGAGAAACUGGUUGAAGGAUGUGAAAUGUUGGGUGAUGGUGGUGGAGGUGGAGGUGGAGAGGCUUGUGAAGCUUGUGGGGAUAUCAGAUUUGUGCCUUGUGAGACGUGUUCAGGGAGUUGUAAGAUAUAUUAUGAAGGUGAUGAUGAAGAACAGGAAGAGUUAGAAGAAGGAGAAGAGACUGGUGAAUAUGGGUUUCAGCGUUGCCCUGAUUGCAAUGAGAAUGGACUAAUACGCUGCCCCAUUUGCUGUGACUAGUUUUCAGUGGAUACUCAAGAUUUUCGUUUCUCCCUAGUCUUCUUUUUUUUGUUUCAAUUUUUUCUGGGUUUUUCCUUGUGCGUUGUUUGUUGUACAGCGGGUUUUAUGGGAUGUUUGUAGGGAGGUUCAUGUGGGGAAAUGCAAUAGAAGAAGUAGGGAAUACUUUAUCCUAAGCAGGUUUAUUAGAUCCUCAGUCAUGUAUUCUGAUGGUUAUAUACUUUUGACAAGGAAAAAAAAAGGUCGUGUAGUCCUUUUUCCCUUUCAGGAAGUUCAAUAUACUUGGAAGAGUGAUAUACUCACUCUCUCUCUUGCUCU
Messenger RNA from Populus nigra (black poplar), 2759 nucleotides. RefSeq lists its product as uncharacterized. Bases 1113 to 2444 code for a protein of 443 amino acids. NCBI's taxonomy places the organism in Eukaryota, Viridiplantae, Streptophyta, Magnoliopsida, Malpighiales, Salicaceae. The record is from RefSeq and is a predicted model, not a curated record. The transcript has a single exon.